Perca flavescens (yellow perch) is the source of this 2287-nucleotide messenger RNA. RefSeq names its product matrix metallopeptidase 16b (membrane-inserted) (gene mmp16b). The transcript is spliced from 10 exons. The record is from RefSeq and is a predicted model, not a curated record. Gene Ontology annotation, cellular component: extracellular matrix; plasma membrane. Gene Ontology annotation, molecular function: metalloendopeptidase activity; zinc ion binding. Bases 253 to 2100 code for a protein of 615 amino acids. Lineage: Eukaryota; Metazoa; Chordata; Actinopteri; Perciformes; Percidae. Gene Ontology annotation, biological process: collagen catabolic process; proteolysis; extracellular matrix organization.
UGAUGCUGCUGGAUAGAUGUAGCCCCUGAUGUAAAUAAGAAUGGCGAGGGCAGCGGGUCUAACAUGCCGCGUUAUCUCUGCUUGACAUCGGAACAUUGCAUGCCACCAUCGGGAUUUCAUAAAAAAGCGGGGGCCUUUUCUCGUUUUCAUCGGACUCUGCCUUGACAGCUCGCCUGAUGAUUUUAAUUUGACACAAGAGCCAAAGCAGACGGGCGGCUUCUUCUAAUAAACACUCGGGAAAAACAGGUCAUUAUGACCUUAGUAUCCUCCAGUAAAAGAAAACCAUCGGAUUGCUUUUACGCGGCAGCAUUCUGCUUGCAUUUUUUGCUUUGGAUUUCGUGUGCUGUGUCCGGAGAGGAGGAUCAUCAGUUCAGCGUUGAGGGAUGGCUACAGAGGUAUGGCUACCUUCCCCGCACAGAACCGGGAAUGUCUGUCCUGCGCUCGGCCCAAACCAUGCACUCAGCCAUCGCUGCCAUGCAGCGUGUCUAUGGUCUCAAUGUCACAGGGACACUGGAUGAGAAAACCAAGGAUUGGAUGCAAAAGCCUCGCUGUGGAGUUCCGGACAAAUUUAAAAGUGCUUCGAGGUCACGGAAGCGGAGAUAUGCGCUGACAGGACAGAAGUGGCAGCGUACACACAUCACCUACAGCAUAAAAAAUGUCACACCAAAGGUGGGCGCCCGGGAGACUCACGAUGCCAUCCGGCGGGCGUUUGACGUGUGGCAGGGUGUGACUCCCCUACGCUUUGAGGCCGUUCCAUACAGCGCACUGGAGACUGGCAGGCGUGACGUGGACAUCACCAUCAUUUUUGCUUCGGGUUUUCAUGGUGACAGCUCACCCUUCGAUGGGGAGGGGGGAUUCCUUGCCCAUGCCUAUUUCCCGGGCCCAGGCAUAGGAGGGGACACACACUUUGAUUCAGAUGAGCCCUGGACCCUGGGGAACCCAAACCAUGAUGGUAAUGACCUGUUCUUGGUUGCGGUGCAUGAGCUGGGCCACGCCCUCGGUCUGGAACACUCUAACGACCCCACCGCUAUUAUGGCUCCUUUCUACCAGUACAUGGACACAGAGAACUUCAAACUACCUCAUGAUGACCUGCAGGGCAUCCAGAAAAUCUAUGGUCCACCAGAUAGAGCACCGCAGCCUACUAGGCCCCCACCCACGGUCCCUCCUCCUCGCUUCCACCCUCCUUCAGACCCCCGUAAGCAUGACCGCCAUGCCAGACCCCAUCGCCCUCCACAGGGGGCCAAGCCCUUCAACCCCAACUCCAUACCCAACAUCUGUGAUGGAGGCUUCAACACCCUGGCCAUCCUCCGGCAAGAGCUUUUUGUGUUCAAGGACCAGUGGUUUUGGAGGGUACGAGAUAACUCAGUAGUCCCUGGCUACCCCAUGCAGAUUAACCACUUCUGGAAAGGCUUGCCUCCCAAAAUUGAUGCUGUGUAUGAAAAUAGCGAAGGGAAGUUUGUCUUUUUCAAAGGAAACCGUUUCUGGGUCUUCAAGGACACAACUCUCCAGCCUUCGUACCCUCAGGACAUCUCGCUGUUCGGGAGCGGCAUGCCCACUCAGAGUAUCGAGACAGCUGUCUGGUGGGAGGAUGUCGCAAAAACCUACUUCUUCAAAGGAGACAGGUACUGGAGGUACAAUGAGGACAUGAGAACCAUGGACCCAGGUUAUCCCAAACCCAUCAACAUCUGGAAGGGCAUCCCUGACUCUCCACAGGGGGCUUUUGUGGAUAAGGCCAACGGCUUUACCUACUUUUACAAGGGAAAGGAGUACUGGAAAUUCAACAACCAGCUGCUUCGUGUGGAGCCUAGCUACCCAAGGUCCAUCCUGAGGGAUUUCAUGGGCUGUGACGGUCUGCCUGCCGGCCCCGAAUGGGACUGGAACCCCCCGGUGGCGGAGGAACGCCACUACGACAAUGGUGACGUGGACGUUGUCAUCAAACUGGACAGCGCGGGGGGCACGGAGAAAGCAGUGGCCAUCGCUAUCCCCUGUGUCCUGGCGCUUUGCAUGAUGGUCCUCCUCUACACUGUUUUCCAGUUCAGGAGGAAGAGCACACAGCGCCACAUACUGUACUGCAAGCGCUCCAUGCAGGAGUGGGUCUGAAGGACUGUUAUCAUACUGUAUAGAAAGGGAUGUGAAGCUCUGAUAGAGGUAUAGUUAUUACUUGAAGCCCUAAGUACAGUAAUUGGAAGCACUGUAAAGGGUACAGUACAUAAGGAUUGCCAUGUUGGCAGAUUUUAAAGCUGCUUGAACUCAACUAACAAGCUGCAAGGAAGCGAAACGAUCAGCA